AUGGCAACUGAGGUCAAUCAAAACUUUUUUGCAUGGUCACAGGAGGAAACUUCUGUGCAAGAUCUUUCACAGGGAACAUCACAAAUGUUUGGUCAUGGUUCCAUAUCUUUUGGAAGAUUUGACUUGGAAUCAUUAGAAUGGGAGAAGUGGUCUGUAUUUACCAAUGACAGGCGUCAUGAAGAGUUUGGAAAGUUCAAUGGAUUAGUUGCGAAGAAGAAGGCAUACUUUGAAGAAUACUUUAAGAGGAUUAGGGAGCUCAAGGCUUUACAGCAACAGAACCAGCAAACUGAACUUCAUCUGGAGUACAAUGGUGAUGGCAGCGAUUCUAGUCAAACAGGAGAAUAUGAAGCAGCCCACGGAGCUCCUACUGAAUCUGAAACACUCGUUGAUGAUUCCACAAAGCAGACAACAGCUGCAACCACAAUUGAGCAUGGAAUGGAAUGCUACGGUUAUCAUGAGAAUGGUAGUUUAGUGAAUGAAAUUUCUGCAUCAACCCAUUCUUCACCAGUUGGUGAUUUGCAGCAAAUUGGCAAACAAAUGAGAGGAAGCGUUAGUGGCAAAAUGGAUAUAUUGGUGCAAGAUGCUAAUUCCAGCCAAGAUGAUCCUAUGGUCCAUGAGACUAUGAUCACUCCUAAUAAGAGAACAAUUGAGAAAGACUCUCGGGUUGGUCAGGCGUCAAAACUAAUUCCGAAGACUGUCAAGAUGAUUUCUAGUAAUGUUUCUGAUCACACAAAUGUUUCCAAGGGACCCUGUUCAGGCGAGCCCAGUGUGAUAAACCAGAUGGCAAAACCGGAAAAUAUCCUGUCAUUGCGAAGGCCAAGAGAAGCAACCAGCGAUUUAGUUGGCACCGCUGCUAGAAGUGGUAUUACAGGUUUAAGAAGACCUUCCUCAGCAGCAUUACAACGGCCCUCUACCAGAGAGCGGCGACCUGUCACAAAAGAUGCUUCAAGGAAGCAUGCUGAAGUUACCACUCCAUGCCGUCCAUCAACUUCUGAAAGACGCACGGCCAUCAGAGAUUCGGCGCUAAAGCAUGGCAACAGUGCUAUCCCAUGUCGACCUUCUACCGCUCACAGGUGCCCUAUCGCCAAAGAAUCAGCAACAAAGCAAUGCAACAUUGCUACUCCACGCCGGCCUUCUACUGCCGACAGGCGCCCUGUCACCCAAGAUUCAACACCAAAGCUAUCCAACAUUGCUGCCCCACAUCGACCUUCUACUGCUUACAGGCGCCCUAUAUCCAAAGAGUCAGCUCCAAAGCAUUUCAAUGUUGCUAGCCCACAUAGGCCUUCUACUGGUCAAAGGCACACUAGUGCCAGAGAUAUGGCAUCGAAGCAUAUUGGUAUUGCUACCUCAUGUCUGCCAUCUGUUGUCAAACAGUGUCCUAUCACUGGAGAGGGUGCACAUAAGCAUGCUGAUGUUGUCACCCUGAGCCGUUCUUCUACUGCCGAGAGGCGCCCCAUUGCUAGAGAUGUUGCACCAAAGAAUGGUCUGCCACACAGAUCUUCUACUGCAGAGAGGCGCCCCAUUGCUAGAAAUGUUGAACUGAAGCAUGCACCAGCACAGAGGCCUUCUACCGCUGAGAGACGUCCUGUUACCAGAGAGACUGUACUGAAGCAAACUAAUGUUGCCAACUCACGUUUGCCUUUGACGCCAGAUAGAUGCCUCACCAAAAAAAGUGUCAUUUCCACCCCAGAGCGCCCUUCUACAGGAGGAAGAUGCCCUAUCACCAAUGGCACUACAGUCUGGUCAAGAGCAAUGCCGAACUAUUCGAAGGGUGCUAUGGUCACAGAAGUUAUUCCCCAAAAGGCAAUAACUCCCAGGGUUGUUAGAAGUAGCAAGCUAGAAAACCUAAGUUAUGCAAAAGAAACAGUGGAAUUUCAAGUGGAUAGAAAGCAAAAGUCAAGUCCUUUUAACCUGCCUUCAAGGAAAAUGUUGACUUCCAAUGUUAGAGAUGAUCAAGGUCUUGAAAAAUUCAAAAAGCCAAACAAGGAGGUUAAUUGCAUAGAAACCAAUAGCCUGACAAGAAUUGGUCCCUUCGGGUCCAAAGCUGGCAGUUGCUUCCGCCUCCGCCUCCACCUCCGCCUCUGCCACCGGGCCGACCAUAUUGCACUGAGAAGAAACCGAAUGUCAACAGUUCACCUGUUGGUGGAAGAAAGCCAAAGGCCUCAGCUCCACGCUGGCACUAACCCAGUAUCUAGGAUCCUGCAGCAUAACUCUGAAGUCGUGAAGGGACAGAUACACACUGUAGGUUCCAAUGCAACUCAUUUGUAUGAGUACAAAUUGAGUACCUGCUUCUUCAAGGCCAGGCCUGCAAUUACUUUACCUUAUUGA
This is a messenger RNA of Miscanthus lutarioriparius, 2328 nucleotides long. NCBI's taxonomy places the organism in Eukaryota, Viridiplantae, Streptophyta, Magnoliopsida, Poales, Poaceae. The record is from the annotation of a GenBank genome assembly.